Cantharellus anzutake is the source of this 844-nucleotide messenger RNA. RefSeq lists its product as uncharacterized. The record is from RefSeq and is a predicted model, not a curated record. The transcript is spliced from 4 exons. The coding region runs from base 146 to 844 and encodes 232 amino acids. Lineage: Eukaryota; Fungi; Basidiomycota; Agaricomycetes; Cantharellales; Hydnaceae.
CUUGAUCUAGCCAAUGCUACAGCCUGAACUAGUGAGAAGUGAGAGGGGCUUUUUUGUUUUGUGCCCGGAAGUGGUUCUUCUUUCAAUGCUUGUCACUUGGGAACCGCGACUGAAAAUUCAGUAGUGAAAUUUUGGCGUGCAUGGAAUGGCGAAAUCAAUUCAUUCGGAAUUUGCCGAGGCCGAAGUGGGAAAGCACCUAAGCGCCCACACCCUUUCCCCUCCAACAUUGCACAUUAUGCCUCUAGGGAAAAAGCGUAAGCAAGCAAAUAACCUUGGAAAGUACUCUCAGAAGAAAUUACAUGUAGACCCAUCUCUGACUACAGAGUCAAUCCACACAACCCCCCUAGAGCACACACAGACUGUUGGGGACAAUGUACUUCUGGAUUGGCCUGAUGCUAAUGUCAAUUCCAACUCAUAUGAUGGUGCAAACAGCGAUGCAGACAGCAACACAGACCUUGAUGAUGUCAUAUCCAUACAAUCCCGACCUCCGCUCUGGGCUCCCGGAACUCCGAACUCCGACUUCCAGAGCCCUACUUCCCUUCCGUCACCUUCUCCUUGCCGACUCCCAAGAGGUUAUCCCACCUCCGGCUCAGACACCACCUUCGGUCCGACUCCAGAACAUUCCGGGUCCGACCCCAACCUCGACACCUUCCAGACGACAAGGAAUCUGGGCAGUGUCAUAUCCAUACCAACUCCACCCAACCUCCAACCUACUCUGCCACCGUUCCAGUUCACCUCUGGUUCGUCCUCUCCCUCACCUCCACCAUAUCCUCCAGUAUACUUCUGGUCCACCUCCGCCUCCAAUCUCUGGUACCUUCUCCAGUACCCCAUAUCCUCAUCAUAG